Messenger RNA from Rhipicephalus sanguineus (brown dog tick), 1683 nucleotides. Its product is annotated as arylsulfatase B-like. The record is from RefSeq and is a predicted model, not a curated record. The transcript is spliced from 10 exons. Lineage: Eukaryota; Metazoa; Arthropoda; Arachnida; Ixodida; Ixodidae. The coding region runs from base 1 to 1683 and encodes 560 amino acids.
AUGCCGCGAAGUCGUAUGGAGAAUAAAUUCGCAUUCUAUUCAGCGAGCAUCGAAGGAUCUAACCUUUCGGCUUUCCGACAGAUACUUGCAGCCCUCCUGGCUGCCCUGCAACUUUCUGUACUGGAGGCGGCCGCGGUACAACGUCAACCACCAAACAUCGUCUUCAUUCUCGCCGAUGACUUGGGCUGGGCCGACGUGAGCUUCCAUGGCUCCAGCCAGAUCCCGACUCCCAACAUGGACGCCCUGGCUGCCGACGGCGUGGUGCUUAACAACUACUACGUCCAGCCCAUGUGCACUCCGUCGCGGGCGGCACUGAUGACGGGACUCUAUCCCAUUCACACCGGGAUGCAGAGUAUGGUUAUACAAGUGGCCGAAGCCUGGGGGCUACCGCUUCAAUUCAAGCUGAUGCCGCAGUACUUCAAAGACCUCGGCUACGCCACUCACAUGGUCGGCAAGUGGCACUUGGGUUACUUACAAGACGAGUACACUCCGACGUACCGAGGCUUCGACAGCUUCUACGGCUACUACAACGGCGAAGAGGACUACUACAAUCACACCAUCAGAGAGGGUGAGCACUUUGGUUUGGACUUCUGGGAAGGUGUCGGCAGUUCAACCAACGACAGCGGCCGCUAUUCCACCACGCUGUUCACGGACAAGGCGGUGAAUCUGAUCAAGGCGCACAACGCAUCCGAGCCUUUCUUUAUGUACCUGAGCCACCAGGCGCCACACGGAGGUGUCGAAGUUCCGCUGGCGGCGCCCAAGGAGAACAUCGACAAGUUCUCGUACAUCGGAGAGGAGAACCGCACCGUUUACGCCGCCAUGGUGGACGUGCUGGACGAGUCGGUGGGCGCGGUGGUCGAGGCCCUCCAGGAGGCGGGUAUGCUGGAAAACACGGUGCUCGUGUUCAGCAGCGACAACGGCGGCGCUCCGCUGGGAAUCCACGCCAGCCGCGGCUGCAACUGGCCCCUGCGCGGCUCCAAGGGCACCCUGUGGGAGGGCGCCUCCAGGGCAGCCGCCUUCCUCUGGUCGCUCCUGCUCGCCUCCCGGGGCAGGGUGUCCCAGCAGCUCAUGCACGUCACCGACUGGCUGCCCACGCUCUACACAGCUGCUGGCGGUGAUGCAGUCAGUCUGGAGCACCUGGACGGCAUCGACAUGUGGCGGCACCUGUCGGAGGAUCUUCCGUCUCCGCGCACCGAUAUCCUGUACAACAUCGACCCUGUGAGCAACACGGCAGCGCUGCGACACGGUGACCACAAGAUUGUGCUGGGAGCGUCUUCCGCGGGCAGAUCGGACGAACGCACUCCGAUUCCCGGUAGUCCAAGGUCCGACGAAGACCUAGACGAACUGACGUCACGCUCCAAGGCAGCCAAUGUACUGCGACUUCUCUACAACAACGACAGCCGCAUCGUGGCGUCUGCCCAGUGGCGUCAGCAGGCUUCACUGCAGUGCGAUGAAUCAAGCGAACCUUCCAACUUCGAGGACAGCACACCGCCCUACCUAUUCGACGUGGCCAAAGACCCUUGCGAACUGCACAACCUUGCGGACACCGAGACAGAGCUGCUGGCAUCGUUGAAGCGAAAGCUGGAAGAGUACGAAGCAACGUCUAUGUCACCGAGGCUGAGACCGGUCGACCCGAAAGCCUUUCCCGAACUGCACGGUGGCCUGUGGGCUCCCUGGGAGUAA